GGAGCGGAGCGGAGCGGAGGGCAGCUUGCGCCGAGAGGCUCGGGCUGGUUGGACGGGACGCAGGAAACUUCAGAGGGACCAAAGUCCAUCCGGAGCUCGGAGGAGGCUGGCAGCACCGUGUGAGGGCGCGCUGGGAACCGACGCACAUGUGAGCUGUCCAGAAAUGCUCCAAAGAUGGCGGUGGUGGCAGCGACGGGAGUUCCGCGCGGCUCCGGAGUGCAGAAAAGUGGGUUUGCGGAGGUUCUGGUGCGGGAGCGCUGGCACAAAGUUUUGGUCAACUUGAACGAGGAAGCGCUCACGCUGAGCUGCGAGGAGAGCAGCGACGGAGACGGCGUCAACUUCAACGGCGUCACCAACGGAUCUUACCAUGACAACAGCAACACCAACUCCAACAACGGGCCGCACGCGGCGCGCACCGUCUUCACCGACCUCCCGGACACGGUCCCGGAGGCGAUCGCCAACAGAAAGCGGUGCGUCAAGGUGAGCAAGCAGGAAGUCGGCGGACUCGGCAUCAGCAUCAAGGGAGGGAAGGAGAACAAGAUGCCCAUCCUCAUCAGCAAGAUCUUCAAGGGGCUGGCGGCGGACCAGACCCAGGCUCUGUACGUGGGGGACGCCAUCCUGUCCGUGAACGGAAUGAACCUGCGGGACGCCACGCACGACGAGGCGGUGCAGGCGCUGAAACGGGCCGGAAAGGAGGUGACUCUGGAAGUAAAGUACAUGCGUGAGGCGACUCCAUACGUGAAGAAAGGCUCUCCGGUGUCAGAGAUCGGCUGGGAGACGCCUCCUCCAGAGUCUCCUCGCCUCGGCAGCCCAACCAUCUCCUCCUCAGACCCUCCCAGUUCUCCCAGCUCUCCCAGUUCUCCCAGUCAGCCCUCGCUGUCUCUGAGCGGCGACCGGAGGUGUAUCCCGCUGAGGAUGUGUUACGUAACCAGAGCCAUGACCACACCUGACCCCGACAACAGACAGCUGGAGCUUCACUCUCCUGAUGCCCGACACACCGUGGUGCUGCGCUGCCCCGACCAGCCGGCUGCCCUGUCCUGGUUCUCUGCCAUGCACGCCGUCACCUCGUCGCUGGCUCAGCGGGUUCUGGCCGAGGUCAUCCAGAACACGUCCAGAACCGGAGUCGCUGGCAGCAAAGAGAUCCGACACCUGGGCUGGCUGGCAGGGAAGACGGAGAGCGAAAAGCAGAGCUGGAAGCCGGUGCUGGUGGUGGUGACGGAGAAGGACCUGUUGCUGUUUGACAGUUUACCGCGAGGCAGAGAGUCCUGGCAUAGUCCUACACAUACUUAUCCACUGCUGGCAACACGUCUGGUCCACUCGGGCCCUGACCGAGGGUCUCCUCAUUCCGGCACCGAGCUCUUCUUCGCCACUCGGACUGGGACCAGACUCGGCAUCGAGACCCACCUGUUCCGGACGGAGACCACCAAGGAUCUGUCGCUGUGGACCAGACAGAUAGUCAACGGAUGUCACGCAUCAGCCGAGAUGAUCAAAGAAGUUUCUACGAGUUGUCUGUACCGAGGUCAGGAGUGUCGGCUGGUGAUCCACUAUGAACAGGGCUUCUCUGUGCUGACCGACCCGAAGGCUGGAGAUGAGGAGGACGCUGAGGCCAGAGUGGUCCAGACUCCCAUCAAACCCAGAGUGCUGCUCUCAUACCCCUUCGAAAAGCUAAAGAUGUCCUCCGACGACAGCGUCCGCAUGCUGCUGCUGGACUUCGGCGGGAAGGAGGGGGAGAUUCAGCUGGACCUGCAUUCGUGUCCGAAGCCGAUCGUGUUCAUCCUGCACUCCUUCCUGUCUGCUAAGAUCUCCCGCCUCGGUCUGGUGGCCUGACAGCCUCUAAAGGAACAUUUCAGCUCCUGUGAGAACAGAAAUCCUCGUAGUUCCUCCUCUUUUCUGGAGCCGCAUGCAGCAAAACACCUCAAACUCCUGCAGUUGGAAACCCAAGCUGAGUGAAUGUAGCCUCUCUGGAAACAGACCUUUUUGGGGUCUCAGACUUUUUAGACAGUGGAGGAAGCAAUGGAGAUGAGUCGUGCUUUUCUCUUGACAGACAGAUUUUUGGGGGUAAAUGAAACCUGGAAGGGCUACAGGGACUGAAAAGUUGGCUGAAGAACAACAGAAGAAGAAGGAUGAUCUAUAUAUAUGAGGUAUAGAGCAGGUUGGGCAUUACUGUCAGGUCCUGGUUGGAAGGAUCGGCCUCCUGUAGCAGGUUCACAAGAAUUCUAUUUUAAUUCAAUCACAGUCUAAUGGCACACUGCCUCCAUUUAGCCAUCCCAUAAUUUAUUUACCGCCGGCUCUGAAAGGACGUUCUGAAUUUCACUCUUCAUUUUUCUUCCACCAAACGUUUGACACACUGUGGGAAAAACUUGGUGCAUUUGUCUUUAUUAGGCUCCCCAGAGACGUCUGUUAGCAGCGUCAGCAUUCAUCAUCCAACCAGCUGCAGGGAUUCCCUCCCAGCUCCUCCAGCCUAUUCUGUAACAGCACACUCACCGGCAGCUUCAGGUGUUUAAGUAUCUGAUAGGUAUUAGACACUGUAUGAAUGGAGUUCAAUGGCAAAGUGAAAGGAUGCAUAUGUUUAAACUAUCCAGAAGAUUUUAGAAAACACAAUUGAACCAGGUCAUUUAAAGCCUUGAUCUUGUAGGUAAAUGUGACAUUUUCUUGCUGAGACUCAUCAAUGAGGUCUAAUGCGACCCGAUACAGCAGCUCUGCCACACGCUACAUCUUUAUAUAAAUAUAUAUUACACAUUUGGACGUGUUUCUUCUGAUACUUUGCCUCCUUUAAUGAGAUGAAGAAUCUCAUUAAGCUCAACCACUCACAAUGACCUCAACCAUGCAAACAUUAUCUGACAGUGCAAACGAAAACAGAAAAAGUUGAAGCAUGAUAAAAGUACAUUUUAUGGCAGAGUUGUUGAACCUGAUUGCAUUAGAUUAUACAGGUGUUCCUAUAAAGUACUACACAGCUACAGUAGCCUGGUUCUGGUUCUGUCCUGUUUAUACUGUAAUGAUGAGGUGGGUUUUCUUAACUUUGGAUGUAGCCAGGCCAGCUGGUUCCAGACAAAUAGAUCAGUCUGAAACUGAGCAUAAAGAUUGUCACAAAUAUUCAGACAUGUAACCACAAAUUAUUCAUAUCAGUGGCAAAAUGUGAUAUUUACUGAAUUCUUAUUUGACCAAUAGAUUUCUUCUGGCUGGAAAAGAAAUAAACAAGAGAAAAAAGUAAUUAUGUUGGUGAUAUUAAUGAUGAUUUUUAACAAUUUUUUUCACAUUUUUAAAAAUAUUUUACUUAAAGAUGCCUUGAAACCAUUGAAUCUGCAAGUUUUUGUGGGAAUGCAGCUUCUAUGCCAUCUUCGAUAUGUUCUAAUACACUCUAAAAUACAAACGACUAAUGCAGUAGCACUGAUCUCUAGUCAGCUACGAGUCAACUCCAAGUCCCAGGGUAAAUUUUAGUUUAAUCAGCUGUCUAUUGCGUUUUAGUUUGGAGCGAUACAGCCGAAGAUCACACUGGAUCCCAUCAAGGAUCUGUAGAGGAAAUUAAAGCCAGAGUGAUGCAAAGAAGUUUUCCAACCUCCAGGUCAUGGAGGUAUAACAGUUGAGGUCCAAAAUCGCAGUGGAGACGUGCCAAGAGCUUGUAGGAAACCAUAGGAACCAUAUGGAUGUGUAAUGGCAAAUACAGACUUUGCUGUUUAUUACUGAGUGUGAAAUAAAUAAUUUUGGACACUGAAGUAGUUAAUAUUCAUCAUUAACAUCUCAAACACAACAUCUUAGUCUCCCUUGUCACAUUGUAUUUCAUUUCCAGUCAGAAAGAAAUUUGUUGGUCAUAUAUAAAAUCACUAUAAAUCAAACUUUGCUGUGGCUUUGAAUAGUUAGGGCUAGACAUGUGAGACAUAAUGUGUUAAUUAGUGAGUCUAGAGGUGGAUUUUAUAACCUGACAAGCUGUUCUCCUGAUUCAAGUGCUUAAGUGAGCAGCUGGCUGUGGCUUCGUGUUUAAAAAGCAGAUAUGAAAGCUCAUCUUUUCAUUUAAAUCUCAGCAAGAAGGCAACUCAGCACAUCACUGCUUCCAUCUUCAUUUAAUUCGAGAUGAUUUACAAAUAACUGAGAAAACAUCUGCCAGGAGUAAUUGUAAGAAAUCACCGUGUUCGCAUUGAAAUUAAAUGACGCCACACACACGUCAGCUGCUGUCUGUCAUCACAGCAGCCUUCAGAGUUUGUUCCUGCAGCAGCUGAUCAGAUCUGUCUGGACUCUGGUUUCUCCUUGUGCCUUCAGACGGCUGAAGAAGAUAAAUGUUGGGGUUUUUAGAAGCGCAGGAUGAAGCAGUGACGCGCCGACGGCUGCAUCACUUUGGGUUACAGGUGCAGAAACACUCAGCCAGCAGUAAUUUUGUUUUGUUUUUUCUUCUUUAUCUCAUCAACACACUGAGACGUUUCCAUUUUACACUGUGAACAAUGAUUUAUGCUUUGUAAUCCUUCGACACUGUAGAAGAAAAUCUGUUUUGUUGAUACUAAAUGAUAGCAGAGAAUCCAGAAGUCACUGAUAAUGUCAGAGGAGAGAAGCUGCUUUGAUAUGUAGAAACUCUGAUGCCUUCGGCAGCUACUGUACUGUCACUCCGAAUGAAAAAGCUUAGUUUUUAAAUCCAGCGGUGCACAUAAAUCAUGUAUUUAACAGCAGUGACAUGAUGUCUCUUUUUAUUGUCAUACUUCUCAUUAACUGCAAAUCAACACUUCUGUCAAGUUAAAAUGUUAAUGACUUGUUUGCUAA
Molecule: messenger RNA, 4746 nt
Organism: Amphiprion ocellaris (clown anemonefish)
Lineage: Eukaryota; Metazoa; Chordata; Actinopteri; Pomacentridae
Gene: sntb1
Product: syntrophin, basic 1
Exons: 8
Coding region: 175-1827 (550 amino acids)
Cellular component (GO): synapse; intracellular anatomical structure; dystrophin-associated glycoprotein complex
Molecular function (GO): structural molecule activity; protein binding
Source: RefSeq, a predicted model, not a curated record